Molecule: messenger RNA, 960 nt
Organism: Frankliniella occidentalis (western flower thrips)
Lineage: Eukaryota; Metazoa; Arthropoda; Insecta; Thysanoptera; Thripidae
Exons: 4
Coding region: 1-774 (257 amino acids)
Source: RefSeq, a predicted model, not a curated record
AUGUCACUGAAAGAAGAUGUAAUGUAUGGUGUAACUGUUCUAGACGACACUACGUCUAUUGUUCGUCAAGAAGCUCCAGAGAUGUUCGCCGCUCUCGCCUCCCUCGUGCUACUGCAGGCUCUCCACGCGUCCUCGGCGGCCGACAACCUCCCUAUGCGACUUAAGUUGCAAGACCCUAGAACCAGUGCGAAAGUAAGUCACACAACUGCUGGUGGACACCUUGCAAUGACUCGUGUGAUUCCAAAGGGGGGGAGACCCACGGGAAGGCUGGCGUUGUCCCCGUCAGUUUGUUAUUCCCCCGGAGAUUGUCAGAUCAUCGCCGUCCUCUGCUGCAGGCUGAGCGAGAAGGGCGCGCCAUUCGACCUGCAGAUCCGCAUCCCCCAGCUGCGCAUUAACGCCGACUACACGUCCUCCGGCGUCCUCAUCAUCAUCCCCGCCUCCGGGAAGGGCUCCUUCCACGCGGCGCUGGCGGGCGUCACCGCCGUGCUGCGCGGCACCACCAGCACCGCCCGGGGCGCCGGCGGCCGCGACUUCCUGCGCGUCGACAAGCUCAACGUGGACCUCAAGAUACGGGACGUCAACAUGGGCAUCAAGCGCGCCUUCAACAACAACGCCAUCCUAACCGAGGCGACCAACUUGUUCCUGCGGAGUAACGGACAUGAGGUCCUGGAGGCCAUGAUGCCCCAGCUCCGCCUUAAGCUGGCGGAGGUGUUCAUGAGCAUCGCCAACAAGCUCCUGGCGAAGGUGCCAGUGCAGUACUUGGUGCGGGAUUAAUCACAUCAGGCCAAGAACGUGAAGAACUUUAGCGAUAAAAACGAAACGAAUAGUUUACUAAAUAAAAAGACUGUCCGGAGGCAACACGAUCGGCUUAGAUCACUGUACAUAUUUUUUAACUUUAUUUCUCCUUGUGAUUUUGAUGUAUGUAUUUAUGAAAUAAAUCUUAGCGGUAUUAUUGUGAAA